Messenger RNA from Gossypium arboreum, 3293 nucleotides. RefSeq names its product receptor-like protein EIX2. Bases 156 to 3053 code for a protein of 965 amino acids. Gene Ontology annotation, molecular function: protein binding. Lineage: Eukaryota; Viridiplantae; Streptophyta; Magnoliopsida; Malvales; Malvaceae. The transcript has 2 exons. The record is from RefSeq and is a predicted model, not a curated record.
GCCCUUAAAUGGUAGGUGGAACAUACAUCUCAUUUGUUCCACACAACUUGGGUCUUUUUAAGGAGGGCUUUGCCUGUGCUUUCAAAGCAUUCACAGAUUAAAAGAAGAAAACAUAAAUCUCAUUAGUUUCAAAGCCACUUCAUUGGGUGAAGAUUAUGAUGUCAAGUAAGAGGUCUCAUAAACUUCUACUUUUACAUUUUGCAAUAUUUUGUCUUCUUCUUCUUCAGGAGAACUGCACCGAAGCUAAUGUGAUAUUGUGCAAAGAGAGCGAGAGAAAAACGCUGCUUGAAUUUAAGCAAAGCCUUCAAGCUGUGGAUUCGUCAGGCAAUGACGUCCUUUCUUCAUGGAAAAGUAAGGAGUGCUGUGUUUGGGUGGGUGUCAGUUGCAAUAACCUUACAGGGUACGUGGAAAAGCUCGAUUUUAGAAGCAAAUUCAAGGAUGUAGCAGGUACAAUUAGCUCUUCAUUGCUUAAACUACACCACUUGCGUCUUUUAGAUCUCAGCUAUAAUGAUUUUAACGGAAGUGUCAUCCCUGAGUUUUUUGGUUCUUUGAAAAAACUAAGAUACCUGGAUCUCUCUAAUGCUAAUUUUGGAGGGUCAAUUCCUUCUAACUUAGGAAACCUUUCCAUGUUGGAGACUUUUAGAUUGGGUGGCAAUGGUGAAGGCCUGUUUUAUCGCCAUAAUAUAGGAAAUAUGUUUACUGUUGGAAAGCUUGAGUGGCUUUCCCAUCUAUCUUUUUUAAGAGGGCUGGACCUCAGUUUCGUCAGCCUCAGCAGUGCCGAUGAUUGGUCCCAAGUAAUUAACAAGCUUCCUUUCCUUGAAGAACUAUCUCUGAGUCAUUGUGAUCUUCCAAGCAUCUCUCCAUCUUUUUCCUUUACCAACUUUUCUACAUCUCUCACCUCUCUCGAUCUCUCCGGUAAUAGUCUCACUUCUUCUUCCAUAUACCAAUGGUUGUUUAAUGUUAGUAGCAACCUUGUUUCCCUUGACCUCUCAAUGAACCAGUUGAAAGGUCCAAUCCCAGAAGCUUUUGGGAACAUGAUUACCAUGCAAGAACUUUAUCUAAGCCAUAAUCAGCUUGAAGGUGAGAUAUUCAAAUCUUUUGGAAAUAUGUGUUCUUUGGCAUUUUUAGACAUGGAGUCCAACCAUCUUAGUACCUUUGGAAUAGUUCAGAACACAUCUUUAUCAUGCACAAGAUACUCGUUGAGAGAGUUGAGUUUAGCUCAUAAUCAACUCAAAGGCAACUCUGUGCUCAAUGAAAUCACAAAACUACCAUCCUUGUCAGUACUAGAUCUUGGGUACAACCUUUUAAAUGGAACCAUAAAGGAAAGCAUUGGGCAACUACCAAACCUCAAAGUCUUACGGCUUGCAGGGAAUGCUUUUGAUAAUGUUGUGAUUUCCGAAGCUCAUUUCUCAAAUCUUACCAAGUUACGUAGUUUGGACUUAUCCUACAGCUAUCUGACUUUGAAAAUAAGCUCAGGAUGGAGCCCUCCUUUUCAACUCGGCUUUAUGCUACUUUGCUCUUGCAAGAUAGGGCCUCGUUUCCCAAUUUGGCUUCGGACUCAAACUGCACUUGUAUUCCUUGAUAUUUCUGCUUCAGAAAUUUCGGAUUCUCUUCCCGAUUGGUUCUGGAACUCAGUUGAUAGUUUGGUGUACUUAAACAUGUCUUUCAAUCAGAUCAAUGGUACUUUGCCACAUGAACUUCGUUACAAAAGGCAUUUAGAUCUAAGUUCUAAUAAUUUCACAGGUCCAUUGCCAAUGUCUCUGUAUUCUUUGUGGUCCUUAAACCUUUCUAAAAACAAGUUUACUGGUUCAGUCUCUGCAAUUUGCAAUAUUAUGGAAAAAUGGAGUUUGUAUUUGCUCGAUCUUUCAUAUAAUGUAUUUUCUAGAGAGGUUCCUGGUUGUAUUGCAGAAUUCGUGAGAUUGAAAGUUUUGAAUUUGGCAGACAACAGUUUGUCAGGCCCAGUUCCAAGCUCCUUAGGAUCAUUGGCUUCUCUUGAAAUGCUCAGUUUACGUGGUAAUAAAUUCUCAGGAGAAUUACCUUUAUCUUUACACAAUUGUAAAAUGUUAAAGUUUCUGGAUUUGAGUAAUAAUGAAUUAUCAGGUGAAAUACCUAAGUGGAUCGGCCAAAGUUUAUCAUCAUUGGUUUUUCUUAGCCUUCGAAGGAAUCAAUUUAAAAGAAAGAUGCCCCAUCAACUUUGUGGAUUAAAGUAUGUGCAAAUUUUGGACCUCUCUCUAAAUAAUAUCUCUGGUUCCCUUCCAUCAUGUUUCAAUAAUUUCACUUCCAUGGCUCAAAAACUGAGUUUAGAUCAAAGGAUUGAGCAUGUGUUUAGAAAGUUUUUUGUGAUUCCCUUUGAUCCCAAGUAUGUUGAUGAGGCAUUGCUUACAUGGAAAGGAACCAAGCAAAGGUAUGCAAAAAUUCUUGGGCUGUUACUUGCCAUUGAUCUCUCUUGCAACAAAUUAACAGGAGAGAUUCCUGAAGAACUAACUAAUCUUCAACAACUGAUUGCAUUGAACUUGUCAAGAAACUCUUUGAUCGGAAAAAUCCCUCAAAAGAUUGGGCAGCUAAGACAACUAGAAGUGCUUGAUCUCUCAAGAAACAAAUUUUCAAGCAACAUCCCAACAAGCUUGUCAGAGUUAACAUUUCUGAGUACCUUGGAUUUGUCCUAUAAUUACUUGUCUGGAAAAAUACCAACAGGUAGACAACUACAGCUCUUUGAUCCUUCAUCAUAUUCCCAUAAUCAAGGACUUUGUGGUCCACCAGUUUCACCAGAUUGCUCAAUGGUCGAGCCACCACAAGUUGAACAUACAAGAGAAGGUGAAGAAGAUUCUAUUAAUGAGUUCAUGAAAUGGUUUUACACCGGUACGGGACUUGGAUUUGCUGUGGGUUUUUGGGGAUUUUGCAGUGUUGUGUUCUUCAAGCGUUCAUGGAGGCAUUCAUAUUAUCGCUUUUUGGAUAAUACGAAGGAUUGGCUUUAUGUAUCAUUUAUUCUGAUGAAAACAAGCUUGAUGAAGAGAAUCAAAGCUCUUCCAACAAGUUGCAGAAGGUCUGGUUAGAACUACAACUGCAAGUGAUCUCUCCUACAUGUGAAAAGUUCUUAAUAAAUAAAUUUCAAAAGUGUGUUCAUCAAUUUGAUGCUUUUUAAUUUCUCUGUAUUAAAAAUAGUGUGUAAUGGUUUUCUUUUUGUUCUUUCUUGUAAUGUAUACAUGGAAUAGUAUAUAUUUAAUAUUUGGCUUGUAGUUAUUUUUGUUUAUUUGGUUUAUAUCAAUGACAAAUGUGUGUUUGUGGACUAACUA